Beauveria bassiana ARSEF 2860 is the source of this 6309-nucleotide messenger RNA. RefSeq names its product polyketide synthase, putative. Gene Ontology annotation, molecular function: fatty acid synthase activity; 3-oxoacyl-[acyl-carrier-protein] synthase activity. Lineage: Eukaryota; Fungi; Ascomycota; Sordariomycetes; Hypocreales; Cordycipitaceae. Bases 1 to 6309 code for a protein of 2102 amino acids. Gene Ontology annotation, biological process: fatty acid biosynthetic process; secondary metabolite biosynthetic process. The record is from RefSeq and is a predicted model, not a curated record. The transcript is spliced from 10 exons.
AUGCCUAUGAUCUUCGAUGAAAAUGAGUCGGCGUUGGAGUCGAUUGUCAUUGUCGGCAUGGCUUGCCGCCUGCCAGGCUCUGUGGACUCAUCGGCUAAAUUCUGGGAAAUGCUUCGCGAUAAGCGAUCCGACCCCGUCGAUUUCGAUCCAUCGUUCUUCAACAUGACACCAAUUGAAGCCCAGUGGCUAGAUCCCCAACAGCGCAAAGUGCUCGAAGUGUGUUACGAAGUUCUUGAAAAUGCCGGCGUGCCGCUUGACAAGGCAGCUGGUUCGAACACUGGUGUAUAUGUCGCCACCUUCACCAGCGACUACCAGCAAAUGUCCAUUUUUGAAAGAGACUUCAGACACAAUUACGCCGCGACAGGGGUUGACCCUGGUAUUAUCAGCAAUCGUGUUAACAAUGUCUUCAACUUGGCAGGUCCAAGUUGCGUUAUCAACACAGCAUGUUCGUCAUCUGUUUAUGCUAUUCAUAACGCCUGCCAGGCGCUCCGUGCUCGCGAUUGCGACGCUGCCAUUGCCGCGGGAAGCAACAUUAUUAUGAUAGUCCCCAUCAAGGAUCAACAUAUGAAUACGGCGAAGCUCGGUGUUCUUUCACCAACCUCCGAGUGCCACACAUUUGAUGAGCGAGCCGACGGUUACGGUCGCGCUGAAGGAGUCGGUGCUCUGUAUCUGAAGCGCCUUUCGGAUGCCAUCCGUGAUAAGGACGUCAUUCGAGGAGUCAUCCGAUCGUCGGCAGUGAAUACUAACGGCAAAGUGGAAGGCAUGGGCAUUACCUACCCCAACGCUUUUGGUCAGGAAAAGGUACUACGCCACGCUUAUAAGCGCGCCAACUUGAAUCCUAACAAGACAGCAUAUUUGGAAUGCCACGGAACUGGCACACCAACCGGAGAUCCCAUUGAAGUCCGAGCUGUAUCACUGGGAAUGAACGAUACAAGAAGCCUGGAGAAGCCACUGCUGCUUGGUGCUGCGAAAGCUAGCAUUGGACAUAGCGAAGCGGCUUCCGGAAUCUUCGCGGCCAUGAAAGCUGCGUUGAUGACUGAGAAGGCUCAGAUUCCUGGUGUCUACGGUUUUCGGAACCUGAAUCCAAACAUCAAAGCCAAAGAUUGGAACGUCAAAGUCGUAAGAGAUCUCAUGUCUUGGCCAUCUGAGUUUGAGGUUCGUCGGGCAAGCGUCUCCUCAUUUGGAUAUGGUGGCACAAACGCACAUCUCGUCAUUGAAUCCAUUGACAGUAUCUGUCCAUGGUACGAACACGGCAAGCCAAAAUCAGAAGCUACAUAUGACUAUCCCGGUGCAGAUCGCCCGUUUUUGAUCACCAUGAGCGCACACGACGAGACCACGUUGAGACGGAAUAUCACGGCACAUGCAGCGAUUGCUUCCGACUAUCACCUUGUCGAUUUGGCUUAUACUCUCAAUCAGCAUCGCUCUCGGUUUAACUUUCGCGGAUUUACUGUUAUUGAGCCUGGGAAAGUAACAAAAAACUUCAAUGUCGACAAGUUCUCCUACGGAAGGAAGCUCGCCAAACCUGCCUCUGUAGGAUUCAUCUUCACCGGCCAGGGUGCUCAGUGGGCACGCAUGGGAUACGAUGCCAUGCAAAUGUUUCCUAGCUUUGAAGAGACCAUUAAAGCUAUUGAUUCUAUUCUGCAACGCAUUGAACCACGGCCGUCUUGGACAUUGAGAGACGUGCUGGAAGCACCUGUUGAGACCAGCGCCAUCGACUCUGCAGAGAUCUCUCAACCCGUGUGCACUGCUAUUCAGAUCGCUAUUGUUGAUCUCUUUUCUUCAUGGGGAAUUGAGGCCAAGGUCUCUGUUGGCCACAGCAGUGGUGAGAUCGCGGCUGCCUAUGCCUCCGGUCGCGUUUCAGCCCCCGAGGCCAUGUUGGCCGCAUACUUUCGCGGCUAUGCAGUUGCUAAUGCAGCUCCCGUUGGCACUAUGCUGGCAGUUGGGCUUGGAGCCACUGAUGUUGAAGAUUACUUGAACUUCCUGCCUCCGGAGAUCAGCGACAGGGUUGCAAUUGCAUGCGAGAACUCUCCUGCAAGCAUCACCAUGAGCGGAAGCGGAGAGGACAUCGCCUCGCUGAAGACGAUCCUAGAUGAAUUUAGCGUCUUCAAUCGGGAGUUAAAAACUGGCAAGGCGUACCAUUCACGCCAGAUGAGUUCUGUUGCGCCACUGUACACUGAGCUCUACUCCAAGGCCUAUUGCAGUUUGCGCAGCACUGAGCUCAGUUGGCGUCGCGCCAAAUCGGGCAUGAUUUCUUCUUUGACUGGCUCCAACCUUGUCGAGUCGCAAAUUUCUAUCGCCUAUUGGUGUGAUAACUUGCGCAACCGAGUUCUGUUCAGCACGGCCCUGGCUGAGGUCGGCGCACUGCCUGAGUUCUCUGACGUCAACAUCUGGGUUGAGAUUGGACCUCAUCCAGCUCUUAGUGGGCCAACGAAGCAGAUUAUCCAGGCUAAAGGAUACGACAUGCACCAUGUCUCCUCCCUGAAGCGUGGCACUAAUAGUGCUAUGUCUCUUGUGAAGACAGUCGGUGAACUUUAUCUUCUCGGACUUGACAUUGACUUUGGUCUCGUCAACAGCUUCAGGCCGUUGCCUUCGGCGUCUAUAAAGAAGGAACGCGAUUCGCCGCGCUACCUGCCUGAUCUUCCGCAUUAUCAGUGGAAUUAUGAGCGCAGAUACUGGUACCAGCCCAGGAUUAUAAAGGAGCUCAGAGAAUCUAAGUUUGCCCGCCACGACGUCCUCGGCCGCCGCAUCUUUGGACUGUCUCAGAGCUCUUCAACUUGGAGAAACAUUCUGCGCCAACGCGAUGUGGCAUGGUUUGCUGAUCAUUUGCUAGGCAGUGAUGUUAUUUUCCCCGCUGCCGGUCACAUCUCUCUCGCGAUUGAAGCACUCUUGCAACAGCUUGACAUGAAGCCUCUUGACGCAUCUUCUAUUCGACUUCGAGACAUCAACAUCGGGAAGGCACUCGUCAUCCCUGAUGAUGACGAUGGCAUUGAGAUACACACUCGUCUUGAAAAGCUCGAGAACAGAGAUUCCUGGCACAAGUUUACCAUUGAGUCGAUUGAUGGAGAGACGUGGACUCAGCACUCAACAGGAAAGAUAAAGCUUGAUCCUACAGCUGCAACUGAAGAGGUAUCAAAAUCACCAUACAAGAUGCAUCAGUUACAUCAAAAUGUUUCGGGCAAGCGCUGGUACCGUUCUCUCCGCCGUGUCGGGUUCAAGUACGGACCUAACUUCCAAACGAUGACCAAUGUUCGAGCAAACGGCAAAGAUCGCGUUGCUUCGUCUGGAAUUCGCGUGCAAACUUCAUGUCCAUCCAUGGAGAGUGAGUCACGCUAUUAUUUGCACCCUUCGACAAUUGAUGGCUGUCUGCAUGUGGUCAUUGCGGCGAUUCAUCGUGGUCUGCACAAGGAACUGCCAUGGGGUGCAAUUCCAGUCAAGUUCGACGAGCUGUCCAUUCGGUUCCCAACAAACAAAGAUACAAUCGAAGAUGCCCACUGUACCGCGUGGGUCAACCGAGCAGCGGAUCGCAACUUUUCUGGUGAUCUGCAGCUCUUUGGUGCUUCCGGAUACUGCCUUCUCAACAUUGUGAACUGGCAGUUCAUUGCGUAUGAAGCUGCAGUUCCUCCCCAAUUGAGCCAAGUUUCUCCCAGAAAGGCGUAUCGUCAAGUUGCAUGGGAGCUUCUUGAGUCUACCAGUUUCUUCUCUGAAAGUCAGGUGGAGGGUAAACUCCAUGCAACAGUGUUCCAUUUGAGCCACACGUCGGCUCUCGCUGACUCUCUCGGGGCUACGGCCAUUUCUCUACAAGAUGUUGACGCAGAGACGCUUGAUAUCUUGUCUGCGGAUAGUAUAACGACUUUUGGAGAUGCCGAAAAUACGCUGGCCAAUAUCGUUAUUGACGAUACAAACGGGACUGCACUGACAACUGCGUUGACCAAAAGUUCAUGGGAUACGAUCAAGAUUAUCCUCCUAUCCAACAGGCCCGUUGUUUGGGUUACUCGUGGCGCCAACUCUGGUUUUUCGGCCAUUAGCGGCACUCCUCAAGGAUUUCUUAGAACCGUACGUUCCGAGGCCGCCACGUCCAAGAUUAGCCUCAUCGAUGCCGAUCACGGUGUUUCAACGCAGCAAGUUGCGACCUCGGUACUGCAACAGCUCUCUGUCGUUGCAAACGCCGCUGGAGAAGGUACUACUGAUAUGGAGCUCUGGUUGAAGGAGGAUUCUCAAAUCUGGGUCUCUCGUCUUGCCUCCAAUAGUCCCAUGAAUGAGAAGCUUUUUGGCAACGGUCAAACAACGAAAAGUCUGCUGUCCGCAGCAGUAUCUUACAAGGCCGUUAUUGGGGAAGACGAGGUACAUUUCACGCAGCUUGCCACCGAGCCUACCUCUGAGCUAGACCCAUCGUACGUGGAAAUACAGGUCCUCUUUGCUGAUAUGAGUGAUGAUAUUCUGUCAUCUCGGGCGGACAGCCGACCCAAGAUCUUCACUGGGCGCAUCAUACGUAGUGGCAACGCCCUUGAUGCGAGUCUAUGUGGCCGCGUCGUGGCGGCUUUUACUCUGGAUAAGCUUCAAACGAUUGUCGUUACUGACAUCUUUGCAUUGCUCCCCGAUACUCACUCGCCUGACACAACUGCAGCAGUUCUGUCGCAGCUUGUCAAAGCCGUGGACGCGGUAAUCGUCAAGGCGAAGGCCGUCAAGAACGAUCACGUUGUUGUAAUGUCUGACACUCCGUCACUAUUUGAGCAGUCCAUUGUCAAUAUCAGCAAGCACGCUGGCUUUAGCGUCACAAUACUGUCGAACGAGGCUGCCGUGAACGCCGAACAGUUGCUUCCGAAGGCCAGUGGACGCACCAUAGUGGUUGCAGCGAAACCGUCGCUCUUGAUUCCGGAGAUAUGGUACAAAAUGCCCAAAGACUCUGAGUUUGUUCUAAGCGGUGUCGCUUUGGAUGACCAUACUCUUGAAAUGCGACCAUUCACCCGGGGAGUGAAGCUUCAUGUCUCAGACGUUAGCGAGGACUUCAACAGUAACUCAGCCAAGCUGAAGCGCACGCUUGAGAUGAGCAUCCAAUAUCUCCCUGCCAUGGUUUCAUCUAAAGUGGUUACUUUCAGCGCAUCUAGCCUUACUGAUUUAGGAGAGACCCGGCGAGUCUUGAAGCAGAGUCCAGCCAGCGUGAUGGGUUUCAAGUACGAAGAAGACCUUGUCGAUGUCUCGCAAUCUCAUCAGUCUGUUGUCUUCAGUGACGAAGGCGCAUAUCUGUUGGUCGGCUGCCUUGGCGGCCUGGGCCGUAGCUUGACGACAUGGAUGUUCGACAGAGGCUGCAAAAACUUCGUUUUUCUUUCUCGAUCUGGAACAGCCACGUCCGAAGCCGCAGAGCUUGUACGUAAUCUCAAGCUCCGGGGGGCGAACGUUGACGUUUUCGCCGUCGACGCAAGUGACAAAAAGGCCGUUGGCGACAUCGUCGCGGAAGUGUCUGCUCGUCGUCCUGUCAAGGGUGUUGUACACGCAGCCAUGGUUCUACAGGAUGCCUUAUACUACCGUAUGACUUUUGCUGAGUUCCAGGCAGCCAUGCGACCCAAGAUGCUCGCUGCUAUUGCCCUGGAUGAGGCGCUAGCUGACACGGCGCUGGACUUCUUCAUCAUGACAAGCAGCAUUUCGGGUGUCAUCGGUAACCAAGGACAAGCGAAUUACGCUGCCGCCAACAGCUACAUGGACUUUUUGGCGCUGCAAAGGAGGCGCAGAGGACUUGCAGCCUGUUCCUUAGCCUUACCGCUGGUAGAAGAUGUUGGUGUCGUCGCUGAGAACACUGAGAUUGCUGACGCCCUAGCGCGAAAAAUGCCUUUCGGCGUCAGUGAGCGAGAGAUGAUUCUUGGCUUUGAAGCGUCCAUCUAUCACGGUACACCUUUCUCAAAGGAUGUACACAUUGGAGAUGUGCAGCUUGUCCUUGGCCUGGAGCCAAACGCCAUGCUCGCUGCCAUGGAAGAUUUGAGUAUUUCCCAAUCUUUCUGGUACAAUGACGCUCGCAUGCAUCCCAUUCGCCAGGAACUGGAAGAGCUGGCUAAGGCAGCCUGCACUGCUGGUGAUGCUGGUGCAAAUGGCGAUUUUAUCUCUGCUCUUGCUGGCUUGAGCAGAGACGAAGCCCUGGUAGUAAUUGGCACGCAUAUCAUGGAGCGAGCCGCGCGUAUUCUUGGAGCAAGGUUUGAAGAUUUCAAGUACAAAGACGCCUCGGUCGCAAGUCAUGGCAUUGACUCCAUGAUCGGCGUGGAGUUGCAGACUUGGCUGUUCAAGGAGUUUGGCUUGCAGGUUAACCCUAUGCAAAUAUAG